AUGAAGUUUAAACUAGUAUCGUGGAAUGUCCGGGGAUUGAACAAUAAGGAGAAGAGGGAAACUGUCAAAAGCUUAAUUUCCGAAUGGAGGGCAGACAUCAUCUGCCUCCAAGAAACUAAGCUUGCGGAGAAUAUUACAGAAGUAGCGAAUCAGAUUUGGGGAGGUAGAUGGAUCAGACACGCUUGUCUGGAAGCUAGUGGAACAAGAGGCGGAAUCAUUUUGAUGUGGGAUGAGAGGGCAUGGAAGGGGGAGGUCUUAGAAAUAGGAACCUACUCCAUUACUUGUAGUUUUGAAUCCCAAACACAGAAUUACAAUUGUCACAUAACUGGAGUGUAUGCUCCAAAUGACUACAUGGAGAGGAGACUAGUGUGGGAAGAAUUGGGUUCAGUAAGGGGAUUAUUUGAAGGGCCCUGGGCACUGUGUGGAGAUUUCAAUGUUUCAAGGUAUAUAUCGGAGAAGAAAAAUUGCAACAGUAGAACAAGGGGUAUGAAGGAGUUCUCUGUUUUCAUAGAAGACAUGGAAUUGGUGGAUUUACAACUAGAAGAUGUUGCAUAUACCUGGUUUAAAGGAGACCAACAUGUAGCAGCCUCUAGAAUUGAUAGAAUCUUGUUCUCGAAAGAAUGGGAUGACAACUUCAAUAAUCUGAAACAGAUCCCUUUGCAAAGGCUGUGUUCAGAUCAUAUUCCAAUAGCCUUGAUUGGUGGAAGCUGGGAGAGAAAGAAAAGUUAUUUUAAGUUCGAAAACUGGUGGUUACAAUCAGAAGGUUUUGUUGACAGAGUAAAAGACUGGUGGUCAUCAUUCAGAUACUCAGGGAAACCAGACUAUGUGUUGGCCUGCAAACUUAAAGCUUUGAAGCACAAACUUAAGGAAUGGAGUAAAGAGGAGAGUGGAAACCUUGGCCAACAGUGA
Molecule: messenger RNA, 909 nt
Organism: Solanum stenotomum
Lineage: Eukaryota; Viridiplantae; Streptophyta; Magnoliopsida; Solanales; Solanaceae
Exons: 1
Coding region: 1-909 (302 amino acids)
Biological process (GO): DNA repair
Molecular function (GO): DNA binding; endonuclease activity
Source: RefSeq, a predicted model, not a curated record